Messenger RNA from Rhinocladiella mackenziei CBS 650.93, 1311 nucleotides. RefSeq lists its product as uncharacterized. Gene Ontology annotation, cellular component: cytoplasm; nucleus. Bases 1 to 1311 code for a protein of 436 amino acids. The transcript is spliced from 2 exons. NCBI's taxonomy places the organism in Eukaryota, Fungi, Ascomycota, Eurotiomycetes, Chaetothyriales, Herpotrichiellaceae. Gene Ontology annotation, biological process: protein neddylation. The record is from RefSeq and is a predicted model, not a curated record. Gene Ontology annotation, molecular function: NEDD8 activating enzyme activity.
AUGUCAAUACCAAUAUCGGCACUACUUACUAAUAGUGGUCCCCUUGCCUCUCGAGAUCGAUGGAAGUAUCUUGACAAUGUCCUGUCAACCACAUCACCAUAUGCCGGAGAAGAAUUUGUACCAGGUGAAGAGACGAUCAACGCUCUCGAGUCUUCCCGAGUCUUGGUGAUCGGCGCCGGUGGAUUAGGUUGCGAGAUCCUAAAAAAUCUGGCACUAUCUGGGUUCAAAGACAUCCAUGUCAUUGACAUGGACACGAUCGAUGUCUCGAAUCUGAACCGACAAUUUCUCUUCCGCCAGGCCGACGUGGGUAAAUCAAAAGCUGAGGUCGCCGCCGCGUUCGUCGAACGACGAGUUCCCGGGGUCAAGAUCACGCCUUACAAUGGCAAGAUCCAGGACAAGGACGAGGAUUACUACAUGCAGUUCAAGCUCGUGAUAUGCGGCCUGGACAGCAUCGAAGCCAGACGCUGGAUCAAUGCCACUCUGGUCGACAUGGUCGACAUGGAAAACCCAGAGUCUCUAAAACCGCUCAUCGACGGUGGCACGGAAGGGUUCAAAGGUCAAGCUCGUGUGAUUCUACCAUCUCUCACCUCCUGCAUCGAAUGCCAACUGUCUAUGCACGCGCCACGGCCUGCCGUACCAUUAUGUACCCUUGCCACCAUCCCGCGACAACCACAGCAUUGCAUCGAAUGGGCCCAUACCAUCGCUUGGGAAGAACAACGGAAAGGCGAAACCCUCGACACCGACGACCCGGAACACAUCAUGUGGCUUUACACGAUGGCACUGGCACGAGCAAAGGAAUUCAAUAUUCCCGGCGUCACGUACGCGAUGACGCAGGGUGUGGUCAAGAACAUCAUCCCAGCCAUCGCGUCGACCAAUGCCAUCAUGGCCGCCGCCUGCUGCAACGAAGCCCUCAAGAUCGUCACCUCCUGCGCCCCCUUUCUGGAAAAUUACAUGAUGUACACCGGUGACUCGAACGAGUCGGGCCUGUACACAUACACCUUCGCCGCGGAGAAAAAGGAUGACUGCCCUGUCUGCGGCAACCUGGCGCAAAAUAUCACUAUCGACCCAGAGAUCACACUGGUAGAAUUCUUAGCAAGCCUCGCAGAGAGAGCGGAAGCACAGUUGAAGAAGCCAAGUAUAAGGACGGAGGCGAAGACGUUGUAUGUUCAGGCGCCGAAGAGUCUGGAGGAGCAGACGCGGCCGAAUCUGAUGAAGAAAAUGAAGGAACUGGUCGGUGAUGGGGAGGAAGUGGGUGUUUCGGAUUCUGCGUUCCAGAUCUCGUUCAAGUUCCGGCUGGUGUUUAAGCAGUAG